This is a messenger RNA of Symbiodinium necroappetens, 506 nucleotides long. The record is from the annotation of a GenBank genome assembly. Lineage: Eukaryota; Dinophyceae; Suessiales; Symbiodiniaceae.
AUGGAGGACAUCCUCGAAGUGGUUCGUCGUGCGCAGGAGAAAAGGCGCGUUGCCGAGACCCGCGUGAACGCACGGAGCAGCCGAUCCCACAGCAUAUUCACGAUGAAGGUGCGAUGCCAGAGGCGAGUGGCAGGGGGCGAGUUGGAGAACCAGGGCAAGCUGCACCUCGUGGAUUUGGCCGGCAGCGAAUGCGCAAAGAAGGGUGGCUUCAUCUACCCAGAGGAUACCUCCCAAGCUGCUCGGCUCCUAGCAGGGCAGGAAGAGGAGCGUGAGCGCCGCUCCAUCAAUCAGAGCUUGCUGACGCUGGGCCGUGUCAUCACCGCACUGCGAGAGGGCUCCGGUCGGGUGCCGUAUCGAGAUUCGAAAUUGACCCGUCUUCUGCAAGAUGCCCUGGGCGGGCGCUGCAAGACGGUCAUCAUUGCGACCAUUUCGCCGGCCUUGGCAGCGGUCGAGGAGACCAUCUCUGCCCUCAGCUAUGCAGAACAAGCCGCCGGCAUCAAGAACCG